UGUCGGCGCAGGAUAUUGCACUCGCAAUGACGACGCUCAAGGACACAGCCACCACACUGAUGUUCCACGCCGAAAUGGUUCCUCCCAUCACCGCCUCAGUAGGCGACGCGGUCCAGCAGUCGGAACCCCCGCUCCGGCCUAGUGGAGAGCUCGACAGCUACAGCACCUUCCUCGACUCGCGCCCUCCGGCGUUCGAGACCUACGCCGUCGAGGAGAUCCUAUCCAUGGCCAACCUCGCGCCGAAACUCCACCUGCACAUCGUCCACCUCUCGGCCACAGAAUGCAUUCCGCUCCUGCGCAACGCGCGCAGAAGCGGCGUCAACAUCACGGCCGAGACGUGCUUUCACUACUUAGGCCUCGCGUCCGACGACAUACCCGAUGGCGACACCAGGCACAAGUGCUGCCCGCCCAUCCGGUCGCAGACGAACCAGGACCGGCUGUGGGACGAGAUUGCCAACCCCGACGGCUGCAUCAAGACCAUCGUGUCGGACCACUCCCCCUGCACCCCGGAGCUCAAGCUGCUACCGCCUCAUCUCCAAACCGUGUACCGGGAAGGACCCCGGCCGGGCAUGCACCACUUUGACUCGGGUAUCGACGUAACAAUGCCGAAGAAGGAGGAGGAGCAGCUGCUGCAGCUGCAGAAGAAGAACGCGACGACAGAGGAAGAUGCCGUGGAUCUAAUCAACCCUGACGCCGCCUCCCCCGCGCUGCCGCCAUUCAGGAAAGAACAAGGCGAUUUCUUCGCCGCUUGGGGCGGCAUCUCGUCGGUCGGGCUGGGCCUGCCGAUCCUGCACACGACGGCGUCGCAGCGGGCCGCGCGCGGGGACGCGGCGCCGUCCAUCGUCGACAUCGUUCGAAUGUGCUGCCAGGCCACGGCGAAGCAGGUCGGGCUGGCGCAUCGCAAGGGCGGGCUACGGGUCGGCAUGGACGCCGACAUCUGCGUGUUUGACGACGACGACGUCUGGACGCUGCGGGCGGCCGAGAUGCGUUGGAAGAACCGCUGCUCGCCCUGGGAGGGCCACACGUUCCGCGGCCGGGUCCACGAGACGUGGGUGAGGGGCCAGAGGGUGUUCCAAAUCGGCGGGGAGAAUGCCGGGUUUGUGGGUGGUAAGCCCAUUGGGCAGCCGAUCGUUGAGCGACGGACUGCGUGACGUUCGUUGAUGAGCCGGUACGGAUAGUCAAGUUUGCGUUUUGCUUGUUGAGCGGGCGAAGCGCAAAUUGCAGCUGGCGGGUUUGAGAUUCUUCAGCGAAUACCCGGAAUGAUUUCUUAGAGGAAUGACUUAUGAGGGAUGAAUUGCUGCCUUACUAGAUAACUAGAUCCAGAUACUUCUAAUAUUAC
Messenger RNA from Parathielavia appendiculata, 1339 nucleotides. RefSeq names its product Metallo-dependent hydrolase. The coding region runs from base 27 to 1151 and encodes 374 amino acids. Gene Ontology annotation, molecular function: allantoinase activity. Lineage: Eukaryota; Fungi; Ascomycota; Sordariomycetes; Sordariales; Chaetomiaceae. The transcript has a single exon. Gene Ontology annotation, cellular component: cytoplasm. The record is from RefSeq and is a predicted model, not a curated record. Gene Ontology annotation, biological process: purine nucleobase catabolic process.